Molecule: messenger RNA, 1667 nt
Organism: Sycon ciliatum
Lineage: Eukaryota; Metazoa; Porifera; Calcarea; Leucosolenida; Sycettidae
Exons: 6
Coding region: 30-797 (255 amino acids)
Source: RefSeq, a predicted model, not a curated record
CCCACAUUACGUACACGGCGACGAAGAGAAUGGCGCACGUGAGCACAACAACAAUGUCGUCCCUGGCGGACAAUGUAGCUCUAACGGACCCCACGACCAGCGAUCAAUUUGACGCAGAAGAUCUAAUAGAGCCGGGGAUCCUGACUGACAGCGAGUUGACACCAUCCCAGGGCACCAACGACAUUCUCAGCUCACCCGAAGAAUAUGCCACGUACAAUAAUCAGUCUUACUUUACAGCUGCAACUGAUGAACUGCGGAAUGAUAACUCCACCAGCUCAGCACCGUCCGAAGAGGAAAGUAGCGAAUCUCAGCAUGCAGUCGUCCGCUUUCUGGUGAGCCACAAGCUGCCAUUAAUUAUCGGUGGAUCUUCAGUGGGUGCUGCUUUGCUGCUUAUUGUCGGGCUCGUUCUAGUCAUUCGCCGCAGGAGGAGAAAAAAGAAGCUCGACUUCCUGAACAAGUCUUUCAGCACACCUGCAACCGAUGCAGAGGCCGAGAAUCGGUUAGGCAGGGACCAUCAGACCGCAGCGAAUAACGCAAAGGGCAGCAUGAUGAGUAUCUACGAAUCUGGGAUUGAGCUGCAAUCAGCCGAAGGAACAGUCGUCGACUUUCCGGUGGUUCCAGAUGAAAAUCCAUACAUGUGUUUACGCUUCGAGACCACCAGUUUUUCGUGCAAAGACCCGCUGGCUGUACCAAGUGAAGAUGACUACAACCACCUGGCUGGCCUGGGCCUUGUUAUUGCAAGACCUGGCUUGAAGGAUGUUAAAGAUACCCAGUGUUCGAUGUCAUCAGAGUGCUAACAGAUGUGUGAUGCUGCUUACCUCAAGGAACGGGCAUGAAACAUACGGACACUUCUAUCUGAAAUUGGAUGAAAUGAUACAUUUAUGUUCAUAUAAAUUGGUUGUGUUUGCUUCGGUUGAUCAUACGUACGCCACGUGAACCCUCGCCAAUGAAUGUACGUCACCUUUGCACUUUGAUGCGAUACAAUUUUCCUUCCAGGUUCAUUUUUUCUCUUUGUAUUCUUCUGAAUUUGCAUCAGUCUCAAUAAUGGCAUAACACAGAAUCUCCUUUCCUUUACCUAAGUUAUCGUCCACUAACAAUUUUAGAAUACCAACCUCAGUCUUCACAUUUUUCUAUGGCCAAUUCGCCUGCUUUGGUUUCACAAUAGUUGUCAAUCCAUUUGUAACGAACAGCUUUCGUGGCGAGUAGAAGCAAAUUUACAGCACCAUCCUUCUACCCUGAUCUGCUCUUUUUAUUGCCAUUAGUUGUAUUGAAGUAAGUUCUUUAAAUCAUGUGCGUUCCUAAGGGAGGUACCUGAUAGUUUUGUAGAUCGUACGUUUUUCGCGUCUAUGUAACAGCAAAACUUUGUCCAGUAGCAUUGGAAGUAUUUUUUAUAUUUUUUUGUUGCACUCGAAUCUAUACUGGGGAUAUCCGUGCAGGCCAUUUUCAAUAUGUAUGAAUUGCUUACUGUGAGUGGCGUUUUACAUCAGACUUUUCCUGUCCCACGUCAUCAACCUACUGUCAUUCUAUACUUUCAAAACCUGUAAUACCUUGUAAGGAUAGCUUCAGCUUUCGUUCCAUUUCAAAUGUGUUCUUGGCCUGUAUGGCACGUGUUAUUACGUUUCAUUUGUUAUUUAUCUACCGGAGUACCUCGUAUACUCACUCCUUUC